Molecule: messenger RNA, 1481 nt
Organism: Mesocricetus auratus (golden hamster)
Lineage: Eukaryota; Metazoa; Chordata; Mammalia; Rodentia; Cricetidae
Gene: Gapdhs
Product: glyceraldehyde-3-phosphate dehydrogenase, spermatogenic
Exons: 11
Coding region: 92-1354 (420 amino acids)
Biological process (GO): glucose metabolic process
Molecular function (GO): oxidoreductase activity, acting on the aldehyde or oxo group of donors, NAD or NADP as acceptor; NADP binding; NAD binding
Source: RefSeq, a predicted model, not a curated record
CUCUGGAGACUCUAGCCAACUCCUGGGGAGAUUCACACCCAUGUACCAUCUUGGAGGGGCCCAAGGCAGACAGGCCAUGAGACCUUAGGCCAUGUCGAAACGUGACGUCGUCCUCACCAAUGUCACUGUUGUCCAACUACUGAGGCAACCAUGCCCUGUGAUCAGACCACCACCACCACCACCACCACCACCACCUCCCCCACCUGAGCCCGUAGCUGAGGAGCCACCACCCAAGACCCCAUCGCCACCACCAUCGCCUCCUCCAGUCAAAGUAGAAGAGAAGGCACCUCCUCCGCCGCCGCCGCCACCGCCGCCUCCUCCUCCUCCGCCACCCAAAAAGCCAAUGAAAGAGCUAACAGUGGGCAUCAAUGGAUUUGGACGCAUCGGCCGCCUGGUACUGCGAGUCUGCAUGGAGAAGGGCAUUAAGGUGGUGGCAGUGAACGACCCGUUCAUCGACCCAGAAUACAUGGUAUACAUGUUCAAGUAUGACUCCACGCAUGGGAGAUACAAAGGGACCGUGGAACACAAGGAUGGACGACUAGUUGUGGAUAACCUUGAGAUCAACGUGUACCAGUGCAAAGAUCCCAAAGACAUCCCCUGGAGUUCUGUAGGGAGUCCCUAUGUGGUGGAGUCUACAGGUGUUUACCUGUCCAUAGAGGCAGCCUCGGCACACAUCUCAGCUGGUGCCCAGCGUGUGAUCGUCUCUGCGCCCUCCCCCGACGCGCCCAUGUUGGUCAUGGGCGUGAACGAGAAGGAAUACAACCCUGGCUCUAUGAACAUUGUCAGCAAUGCAUCUUGUACCACCAACUGCCUGGCCCCCCUCGCGAAGGUUAUUCAUGAACGCUUUGGGAUCGUGGAAGGGCUAAUGACCACAGUCCAUUCCUACACGGCCACCCAGAAGACAGUGGACGGGCCGUCAAAGAAGGACUGGAGAGGCGGGCGAGGGGCUCACCAGAACAUCAUCCCGUCUUCCACUGGGGCUGCCAGUGCUGUAGGCAAAGUCAUCCCAGAGCUCAAAGGGAAGUUAACGGGAAUGGCAUUCCGGGUGCCAACCCCAAAUGUAUCUGUCGUGGACCUGACCUGCCGCCUGGCCCAGCCUGCCUCCUACUCGGAUAUCAAGGAGGCUGUGAAAGAAGCGGCCAAGGGGCCUCUGGCUGGCAUCCUUGCUUAUACAGAGGACCAGGUGGUCUCCACGGACUUUAUCGGCGAUCCCCAUUCGUCCAUCUUCGACGCUAGGGCUGGCAUUGCCCUCAAUAACAACUUUGUUAAACUCGUUAGCUGGUACGACAACGAAUAUGGCUACAGUAACCGUGUGGUCGACCUCCUUCGCUACAUGUUUAGCCGCGAGAAGUAACCCGAGAGGCCCCUCCUAGCUUCCCCGCGCACCUCACGCCCCUGCCCUCGGGUCCCCUGCAAAGGAGAUCGCGCGGUUCUCCCGCCGCCGCCGGGUCAACAAUGAAAUAAAAACCAGAGUGCGCACA